Molecule: messenger RNA, 1344 nt
Organism: Vairimorpha ceranae
Lineage: Eukaryota; Fungi; Microsporidia; Nosematidae
Exons: 1
Coding region: 1-1344 (447 amino acids)
Source: RefSeq, a predicted model, not a curated record
AUGUUAUUUUGGUUACAGGAAGUUUUUUGUUCAACACAAAUAUUAGAUCAAAAUUUACCAUUAGAUCUAAGAAUAAAUAAAGCAGAUAUUUCAAGAGCAUCUGAAAACAAAGAAUUAUGUGAACAUGAAAGGUUACAAGAAAAACGUCAAGAAUCGACUAAAACAGAAGAUGAAUAUAUGAAUGAUAAUCAAUCUGAUUCUAAUUUAUUAACAAUUUUUACAGGUAAAGAUUUAAAAAGUAGAUAUAAAAAUAUUGAUUAUGAUUUAUUUAAUUUGUCGUCUUCAAUAACUGAAGAGAACAAUUUGAUGCCACCCAGUUGCACAAGAAGUACAGUUAUUAAAUAUGUAUCUAAGAAACAAUAUUGUACAUCAAAACAAUCAAUAAGUGACAAAACAUGUCUCAAAACUUCAAACAGUAGUGGAAAUGAUACAAUGGAACAUUCUCAAAUUAAUUCACCUUGGAAUAAUAAUAAGAAUUUAUUAUUACAUAAAAAUCAAAAUGAUUUAAUACAAGAACAAUGUGUUACUUCAGAAAACAAUGCAUUUUUACAGAAAAAUAAUAAUGUUUUGGUUUUAUCAAAAAAUCAAACUUAUUACUUAAAGACUGAUGGUGUACAUAAACCAAGUGCUGUUCAAACAGAUGCUUCAUUUAAUGUUGGUGUUUCGUCUACGAUUAAUAACCCUGAAAGUAAUUUUUCUUUUAAUAAUGCUUACAAAAAUGAGAACAACGUAAAAGAUAAAAGGAAAGAAUUUAAAACUAACAAUGUAUCUAAUAUACAAACAAACGGGAAUGAAAUUACAUUUAAAUCUAAAAGAAAAAGAAAAACUUAUAAAACAAUUCUAAAAAAUCAAUUUACAGCUAGCGAGCGCGAACUUUUUGAUAAAUACAAGAAAUCUGAAGAGCACUUUAGAGAGUUUUAUAAAUUUGAUAUUAAAGAUCAAAUGCUGCAAUUUAUUAAGAAACUAGAAAUAUCUAAUCUUUCUAAUGACUUGAAACAAAAAUCAAUUCUUGCUUUACAAAAUCUUUCAAGUUUUUUAAAGACUAUAUGUGAAAUUUAUAUUAAUACAAAGAAAAAGAAAAAUAAGGAAGAUUUUUUAAAUUCAUUUAAUCUACCAUUUAAUCAAUUUAGCAGGUAUGCAGAUGUGUCUCAAGAACUUUUAAUUUUUAAAAUGAUUUGUAAAAAUUUACAUGAAAUUUGUGAUAGCGUUUUUUGUUGUAUUCCUAGUUGUGAUUUUUAUAAAGUUAAUAGGUUACUACUUCGCAUUGACAAUAGAUUUACUUCAUUUUACAGUAAUUUAUUAGAAUUUAAAGAAAUAAUUGAAAAAAAAAAUGAUCAAGAUUAA